ACAGCAUACCUCCAAAGAGAUCCAAAGCAGCUUUAUUUUGGCCGUCUGUAACAGGCCUUUAUUUUUCAAGCAUAAGCCCAGGUAACUCUUGCAUGCGGAUGACACUUCUGAUACUGAAGACACUUGAAACUUGUUUGAGCUUGCCACUUUCUCGUAAAGCAAUAAUUGUGUUGUUCACAAUGGAAAAUACUCUGCGUUUAUACAUUAGUGUCAGCAUCUGCUUGAAAGUACUAAAGGUGCACAAUGAUUCCACCCCUUCUACUAUGUCUCCCAAUGGAGGUCUUUUUCUUUUUCACUUUACCAAACCUGUUUGUAACCUUAAACAUUGUUUUCCUCCUUCAAUAAUGCAAACUGUUUUGUGCUUGGACUGACUUGAAAAUAAGAUGUUGUCCUUUUCCUGGGACUUGUGCUUAUGCAAUUCAGGGGACGUUGAGGAAUGUGUCAAGUAGGUGAUAAAUGUUUAGACCCUAUCGGUGGUGGCUCAGACCUGCUUGCCACACAAUGUAACCGCUGUCUGUCUACUCUUCUCUGCCCUUGUUGUGAAACUGCACUGGCAAAUGACCACGCAGUUUGUGUAAAACCGUCAAGGAAUGUCGGUCCUAUACUUGUGUCAUAUUAAACAGACGUCUCACUGGGGUUUUUUGUGUUUGUCAUCUUUUCAUUUUGCGUCUCAGAAAUUUCACAGGAAUUGACUCUUUAGUCUGCCCUUGUUGAAAUGACAAUUACAUUUAGGGUUUUUAGAAAUGGGGAAAACCAAUAGAAAAGCCAUAACGUGGGAAAUCACUGCCCCUCUUCUCCUUUUGCACCCUGAAAUCCUUCCUCAGUUUCUAGUUUGGGCAGACCAUUAUAUGUCCAGAUUGUGCAACUCUCACCUGGACAGCCAGCAAAGUGAGGGAGGGGAUUAUACUGCUUUAGGAUCACUCAUAAAUGACUAAAUUCUUUAAGCGAGCACAAGAGCAACUUAUGCAGGGGUACCUUUGUUAGAUCUUGUGGGGAUGCUGCUGUUUCCAGUGGGAAGGGACAGUGAUGGCCAUACUUAAGCAAAAUCACGAAGGAGGAGGAGAUGUAUCAGAUUCGCAGAGGAGUCUGUACUUAAAUUUGUUCCUUGCUUUUGAAAUCCUUUUUCUACUUGGUCAGAGCUGCCACUGUUCUCUUUGAAACAACUGACAAUUACCAGUUAUGAAACUGACCCUUAACUAUUUAUGGGUGUGUAAAGGGCAGCUCAUCCGCAGUCGAGGAGAAGCAGAACGGGUGUCUUUCUGGCUGGGCCUUUGCCAGAGGGAAAUGAGCCCAGGUUUAACCUUGAGGCAUGAAGCACACAAUAUGCCUUCUUGAAUUCUAACGUCUGGGAAUGUGGCAUAAAAGCAUUCCUCUCUCCCUUGCCUCCCCACUCCCUUAUUUUUCUCUUAACAGGCUUCAUGCAACAAGCGUGAGGAGAGGCACUGUGAUCUUUUGCCAGACGAAAUAGCUUGGAAGCCAAAGAUGGCAGCCAUUUCCCUCUGGCAUUCAUCUGACCAGCUGAAGCUGACAGCGUCCAUCAGAAAUCGUAUUAAUAAGACUUCUGAGCCUGGAGCGUUCACAUUAUUGAUGGGCACUGGUCAGACGUUGGUUUUGUUAGAUGCUUCUUGUUUGGUAAAGUCCUGUGUUCUCUUUCUCUCUCUUGGGAGGGAGAGGAAUGAGGAAGUUAGUCUCCAUGGACUUUUAAAUUGCAUCUUGGGCCCUCAGAUAUUACAGAUACUGUGCAGAAUUCAGAGGCGUAGCCACAUUACUCCUGAAAAUCAGUAUGCAAAGGGAUCUUAUAGCACCUUUGAAACUGAAAGGACCCUCCACUCCACUCCAUGCAUCUGAGGAAGUAGGCUCAAGUCUACAAAAGCUCAUGCUACUAACAUCUCUCAGUUAGUCUCAAAGGUGUUACACGAUCCCUUUGCAUACUGAUACGAUGCCGACAUCUUUAAUUUAAGUAGUCCAUUUUAUAGGUUUGGGUAGCCUGUUCAUACUGACUUUACCAUUCAUUUUGGAGAGCUGUAGUUUCAUGCAACAAGAGAACACUAAGGUUAUCUGUUUAAUGGCAUGCCCAUUGAAGGGUGUAGGAAUGAGGCAUCUUCCUGUCUUGUAACUGUUGCUGACAUCUCUAUCUGACGGUGGGUUGGGGUUGGGGUUGGGUGGGCUGUCACUCUUUCUUCCUCUCUGCCUGUGAAGGGAUGUGUGUGUUGUCUGACCGUACUUAGGCCGACUGCCAGCCAUACUAAGGCCCUACACAAAGACCCGGUUUGUGUUCCUCAUGAAUGCACUGGCUGUCUGGGAAGGAAAGAAAAGGCAAGCAUCGCCGUACCCAAGGCAGCAUCUCUCCACAGCCCCCAUUCCCUCCCACCAACAAAGAAGUCUAGGAUUUCACCUCCACGUGUCUCUCUCCAAACUGAGGUGCCAAGGUGCGCCCUUUACCUGGCCCUUGCAGACAGAUUCUCGUGUUUCCAGCCAGGUUUCUGAGGGCUCUGAUGAUGCACAACUCCUGCAUUGUCAGAAGGCAGACUUGGAGGAGCAAGGGUUGCAGCGGGAAUGGAGGAGCAGGCCGGGCCCCCCGCCAUCCCCUCUUUAGUAAGUACCUUGUUCUCCCCCCUCAAAAGACAAAAACCUAUCUUGGCACCUGCAAGGUGUUUUUACUUUGGUCAUCUGACCUCCCUGUUUCUUCUUCAUCCCCACCCUUUUUUAAGGGAUAAGGCGAUGCACAGAGUUUGCAAGGUGUGGCUUCUCAUUAAUAAUGUGGCACGUGCCACUUGGAUUUCACACUUCAGGCAGCAAAAUAUUAUGGGCUUCAGAAGACAGCCUGAAAAUGGGGACUUGAUAUCAGUUGAUAGCAUUUUGGAAUAUCUGAUCAGAAACCUUUUCAUUCCUCCAGUUUAAUAUACCAUUCAUGCCGGUCUUAUGUUCCUGGAAACUAAAGAUUGCCAGGAUCAAGAGUCUUGAUCUGGGUCUGCUUCAUAGUCUAUGGAAAUUAGACAUGUUGUAGGAAGGCAAUCAGUCACUCUUGGUGACUGACAUCUGAAGUCUGACUUGAGAUAUUAAACUAACUGGUCAUGUGUAGACGUUAUUGAGACCUGGAUUCACAGACUAACAACUUGAUUUCUAUUUCUUUUCUGCUAAAGAUUUCCAAACAAACCACCUUUGCAUUCCAAAAUGCUGUGCAAUCAGGAUAUCCAUGUUCCUUCAUCUAUGUGUUCCAUGAUUCUGUGAACCUGAAAAGCAAAAUGAUUUAAACCAUGUGCUUGUCAUUUCUAUGAAAAGGUGCAUACAGUUACGGGACCCACAGAAUGGUCCUAGAUUGUGGUCACAAUGAUUGAAAUGUAUUUUGUAGCUUGCUUUAUGUUGUCCACUAUUCUUGGAAAACCUCACUCCCACAUCAGGCAAGUAGAAAUUGGUCUAAAUACCCUAAAGGCAUCAGAUUCCUUCUGAUCUUUGAAGCUAGGCAGGGUCAGCCCUUGUAAGUACUUGGAUGGGAGACCACCAACAAAAUCCAGGUACUGUGGGCUAUAUUUCAGAGGACAGAACAAGCAAAAUCACCCCAGGAUUCCUUGCCUAAGAAAACCCUAUGAGGUGUCCAUGAGUGGACAGGCAACAUGAAGGCAAAUAUGCACUUUUUAAAAAAUAAUAAUGUUACCUGUCACAGAAACUGCCAGACCAGAGGUAUAAAUCAUGUGGCUCUCCAGAUGUUGUUGAAUUGCAGCGCUCCGCAUUUUGCACUAUAGGCUGGUGCAGUCCAGUAACAUCUUGUGGCCCCUACUUUGUCCACUCCCAGAAUAAAUAAACUUUCAGCUCUGUACCUCACAUAAGCGUUGCUUCCAGACACAUCAAGAACAUCCAUGUUGAAAUGUUUGUCACGAUAUUUGAUUUUCAUUUUCUAAAGCAAGUACAGGGGAGAAAAAAGUAAGGAGGGGAAAUUCUUAACACAAUGCUUAUAGGCAGGUGCCUUUAUGGAUUGUGUGGUUUCUCUAAGUGACAAGUUUAACCUUGGCUCACAGGAGAGGGUGCCUCCCACAGAAUCCAAAGCCCCUUCCAGAAUAUUCUGGGUCAUCCUUUCUGUCAUUCUGAUCUGUGGGAUGGUCUGCAUUGCUGUGGCAGCUGCUCUCAGCUUGACCCAAACUUCGCCCAAGCCUCUUUUGCAGGUGGUCCGGCUAAACUUUCAGAACCGACCUGGGUCCCCAAUGAACCAAUCGGCCUUUGUCAACAAGUCCAAGAAUACAGUUACUUACUGUGUCACUUCACCAAGCAACCAGACUUCAUUGGUCUUGUUUGACCGCAAAAAUGGCUAUGUCUGCUACAAGCCCUCAGGACAAAGCGGUUGCUACCUGCGGAUGAUGGACACCUGGGACCGAGAGAUUGUACAGAUGUCCUUCAACCUGUCGGAGCAGAGGGUGGGCCAGGGGCCCCUUCUCAACAGCAGGACCCAGUACUACCGUGAGUUCCUGGAGAUCGUGCCGGGGAGGCAGGUGCAGCCAGAGGAAGCAGGGGAGGCCGUCUGGGCCCUUUGUGAGCAGGCACCCAUCUACUGGGUCAAGAGGAAAGAUGGUCCUCCAAAGCAGCGGCUGAUCUACUUGUGUAUCGACAUCUGCUUUCCAAGCAACAUCUGUGUGUCCAUCUGUUUCUACUACCUUCCUGAGUGACCUUCCUGGGAAUCUGGUCUCCCCAUUUGCCUCUGCUCUUCUGUACUUGAAAUCCCCCAGGGCAUAUUAUGUGCUUCUUGAAAACGCCUCCCUCUGCCUUUUUUGUGAUCCAAGGGGUCUGGGCUUGAGCUGGAAGAGCAAUGGCACACACAGUUGUGUUUUUGUUGCAAUUUUUAUCUUUUUUAUUAUUAUUAUCGGUAUAUACAUUUUAUUUACAAAGUGUUUCCUCCUCCCUGUAACCUGUAAAUAACCAUCCCUGUCUAACAGUAGCUGCAUGAGGGUGUAGUAAAAGUGCCCUUAAGUCUUGGUCAUACGUGCAUUAUUAUGUAAAACAAAAUCUUGUGGGGUUUUUUUAAAAAACAUUUUAUACAAAGUUAGUUAAUCCUGAUGUGUGUCAUAUGAAAUAAAAAAAGCACAAAAAGAGGAAA
Sceloporus undulatus (fence lizard) is the source of this 5086-nucleotide messenger RNA. RefSeq names its product BRICHOS domain containing 5 (gene BRICD5). Bases 3969 to 4658 code for a protein of 229 amino acids. NCBI's taxonomy places the organism in Eukaryota, Metazoa, Chordata, Lepidosauria, Squamata, Phrynosomatidae. The record is from RefSeq and is a predicted model, not a curated record. Gene Ontology annotation, biological process: regulation of cell population proliferation. The transcript is spliced from 6 exons.